GGCCGGGCCCCCGGGGCCGCCGCGGCCGCGGCCAUGUGGGCGCUGCGGGCGCUUUGCCUGGCCGGGCUGGGCGCGGCGCUCGGCGGGGCCUGGGCGGAUCAGUGCAGCUGGAGGGGCAGCGGGCUGUCGCAGGAGGCGGGCAGCGUGGAGCAGCUCUCCCUGCACUGCGCCGAGGGCUCGCUGGAAUGGCUGUACCCCACGGGGGCCCUUCGCCUCCGCCUGGCCCCCCGCCUGCCCCCCGCCGCUGCCGCCGCCGCCGCCGUCCAGGGCAGGAACCCCCAGCACGUCACCGCCUGCGUCAAACCCGCCAGCACUUUCCGGGGGGCUCAGCUCUACCUGGAGAGGGAGGGGGUGCUGGAGCUGCUGCUGCCAGAGGCCCCCCGGCCCCGUGUCCGCUGCUUCAGCUGGCUGCCCCGGGAGAAGGUGGCUCUCUUCCUUCAGGCCACCCCGCACCGCGACAUCAGCCGCCGCAUCGCCGCCUUCCGUUACGAGCUGCGGGGGGACUGGCUGGCCCGCCCGGCUCUGCCCGCCGCCAGCCUCACCGGAGAAGGGGCGUGCCGGCCGUGCAACGACACCGAGAUCCUGAUGGCCAUUUGCACUAGUGACUUUGUGAUCCGCGGCAGCAUCCGGAGCGUCUCCAACGACGUGGAGCUGCAGGAAUCCGUGAUCGGGGUGAGCGCCGCCCGCAUCCACCGCCAAAAGUUCCCCCUCUUCCAGGCAGGGGGGUGGCCGGGGAGGCCGGCCGGCAGCAUCCGCACCCCGCUGCGCUGCGGCGUCAAGCCGGGCCCCGGCACCUUCCUCUUCACGGGGUGGCUGCAUUUCGGCGAAGCCUGGCUGAGCUGCGCGCCCCGCUAUAGGGACUUCCAGCGCAUCUACGAGGGGGCACGGCGCACCCGCCAGAACCCCUGCGAGUUCCCCGUGGACUGAGUGGCUCGGGGAGGGCAGCCCGGCCCCGCGGGUGCUGUUGGGGGGGGCUGGGGUCCCGGGGGUGCAGCGAUGGUGCCCGGCGGGAGCGCGGCGCUUCGGUCCUCGCUGUGUAGCUGGGCUCCAGCAGCCCCUGCCACCUGGCUGGGGGUGGGGGGGGGUGUCCCGCGAAAAUCCUGCCAGGAGGGAAAGGGAUUUUCUCAGGGCACGCUUGCCUGUGAUCCUCGGGGACCUGCCCAGGGGUGCA
Tyto alba (common barn owl) is the source of this 1171-nucleotide messenger RNA. RefSeq names its product meteorin, glial cell differentiation regulator (gene METRN). The coding region runs from base 34 to 927 and encodes 297 amino acids. Gene Ontology annotation, biological process: glial cell differentiation; positive regulation of axonogenesis. Gene Ontology annotation, molecular function: hormone activity. The record is from RefSeq and is a predicted model, not a curated record. The transcript has 4 exons. NCBI's taxonomy places the organism in Eukaryota, Metazoa, Chordata, Aves, Strigiformes, Tytonidae.